GUCCCGGAAGGAGCGAGCUGCGGCGCCUGAGCAAGCGAGUGAGUGAAAGCGGCGCUGCCCGCCGGCCGCAGGCGCGGCUGGUGCCGGGCGUUCCCCUGCCUUUUGGUCUUGGGUUUCCCCAAAGACGGCGGCGAGGGGCGUGUAGCCCAGCCACGUAUCCUUGCAGUCAGUUCCCCAAUAGGGCCUCCUGUCCCCUGCCGCCCGCGCCACUCGUUGGGCUGGGCGCGCCAUCCCCACACCGCAACCCGUGUAGCUUUCUCAUCUAGGUCCCUGGCCCCUGCCCUGUCGCCCCGCCGCCGGAGCGGUCACCGCCCGUUCCACCGUUCCUCCGCUGCCACCGCUGCCGGCAACCAUGGGCAGUGAGCAGAGCUCCGAGGCCGAGAGCCGACCCAACGAUCUGAACUCCUCAGUGGCCCCUUCUCCAGCUAAGCAUAGAGCCAAGAUGGAUGAUAUUGUGGUUGUAGCUCAGGGCUCCCAGGCCUCACGGAAUGUCAGCAAUGAUCCUGAUGUCAUCAAGUUGCAAGAGAUUCCAACCUUCCAGCCACUUUUGAAAGGGCUACUGAGUGGCCAGACAUCCCCAACAAACACCAAAUUGGAGAAAUUGGAUUCUCAGCAGGUGCUGCAGCUCUGCCUCCGCUACCAGGAUCACCUCCAUCAGUGUGCAGAGGCCGUGGCCUUUGACCAGAACGCUUUGGUUAAGCGAAUCAAAGAGAUGGAUCUGUCUGUAGAAACCCUCUUCAGCUUCAUGCAAGAGCGCCAGAAAAGAUACGCCAAAUACGCAGAGCAGAUCCAGAAGGUCAACGAAAUGUCGGCUAUCCUACGCCGCAUCCAGAUGGGUAUCGACCAGACGGUGCCGCUGCUGGAGCGGCUCAACAGCCUGCUGCCCGAGGCCGAGCGCCUGGAGCCCUUCAGCAUGAAGCCUGAGCGGGAACUCAGGCUCUAGCCACUUCACCCUGCCAGCUGUGGGCGUAGAUCAGCAUCGCCAGGGCCCUGGGACGAUUGGAACCACAGUCAUGGGAGGUGACUGAAGGCCACUGGAGGCGUUGACGCUCCUGAGGGCAGGGGAAGCGGUCCAGCCCCAUUGGAGACCCGUGAGGCCCAGCCCUUCCCUCCUGCACUUUCCCCGCAAAGCCAACAAACCAACUCUCAGUGGUCACCGAAGGUGGAACGUCUGAACUGUUAGGAAUUCUUUACAGAACUGUGCCUCGGGAAUUAUUUUUAUUUUGUUUAGUUCCAUUUUUUUUUUUUUUAAUUGGCAGUGUCUAUUACCUAGUCUUAGCUUGCAGAGUAAAAAUGUCAAGGGUAAAAAUAUUUUAAGAAGCUCUGUGUUUUUGACGCCUUGGUACCAUUUCUCUCAGUAGGCUGUCUGGGUUGUAAACAUAAAGAAUGAAUUUAA
This is a messenger RNA of Phacochoerus africanus (Common warthog), 1396 nucleotides long. It is a transcript of the gene BORCS5, whose product is annotated as BLOC-1 related complex subunit 5. Bases 353 to 943 code for a protein of 196 amino acids. Gene Ontology annotation, biological process: lysosome localization; organelle transport along microtubule; positive regulation of anterograde synaptic vesicle transport. The transcript has 4 exons. NCBI's taxonomy places the organism in Eukaryota, Metazoa, Chordata, Mammalia, Artiodactyla, Suidae. The record is from RefSeq and is a predicted model, not a curated record. Gene Ontology annotation, cellular component: cytoplasmic side of lysosomal membrane; synaptic vesicle membrane; BORC complex.